Molecule: messenger RNA, 1457 nt
Organism: Dromaius novaehollandiae (emu)
Lineage: Eukaryota; Metazoa; Chordata; Aves; Casuariiformes; Dromaiidae
Gene: GSC
Product: goosecoid homeobox
Exons: 3
Coding region: 344-1084 (246 amino acids)
Biological process (GO): regulation of transcription by RNA polymerase II
Cellular component (GO): nucleus
Molecular function (GO): RNA polymerase II cis-regulatory region sequence-specific DNA binding; DNA-binding transcription factor activity, RNA polymerase II-specific
Source: RefSeq, a predicted model, not a curated record
GGUUCAGAUGGAUUAUACUCCAUGCAGCCCUCUGGGUUGAGACCAGUAAACAGGCGAGAGUUGAGGGGGGAAAGUUCCCGGGGUGGAUCCUGCGCGCACACACGCACACGCACGCACACGCACACACGCACUCGCACUCGCACACUCGCACUCUGCCCGCGAGCUGCCCUCGGAAAAAGCUCCGCUCCUUUCGCUCCGAUCCCUUUUUAAAAAUUCUCCGAAAAGUUUCGAUUUCGCGGCUCUCCAGCCUCCCCCCCCCCACACCCGCCACCGCAACCACCACGUCCCCUCCGCCCCCUCCCCCCGGCCGGUCCCCGCUGCCCUCCCCGGCACGGCUUGGGGCAUGCCUGCGAGCAUGUUCAGCAUCGACAACAUCCUGGCCGCCAGACCUCGCUGCAAGGACUCGCUCCUGCUGCCCCCGAGCGCCGCGCCCGUCGUCUUCCCCGGCCUCCACGGGGACUCGCUCUACGGCGGCGCCUCCGACUACGGCGGAUUUUACUCGCGGGCGGUGGCACCCGCCUCCAGCCUGCCGGCGGUCAGCGGAUCGAGGAUCGGCUACAACAACUACUACUACGGGCAGCUGCAUGUGCAGGCGGCCCCCGUGGGCCCCUCGUGCUGCGGCGCCGUGCCGCCCCUCGGCGCCCAGCAGUGCUCCUGCGUCCCCGCCGCAGGUUACGAGGGCACCGGCUCGGUCCUGAUGUCCCCUGUUCCCCACCAGAUGUUGCCCUACAUGAACGUGGGCACUUUGUCCCGGACGGAGCUGCAGUUACUGAACCAGCUGCACUGCAGGCGAAAAAGACGGCACCGGACCAUCUUCACUGACGAGCAGCUAGAAGCUCUGGAAAACCUCUUCCAGGAAACGAAAUACCCAGACGUGGGCACCAGGGAGCAGCUGGCCAGAAGGGUGCAUUUAAGAGAGGAGAAAGUGGAGGUUUGGUUCAAAAACCGCCGGGCGAAAUGGAGGAGGCAAAAGCGAUCAUCUUCGGAGGAGUCAGAAAACGCGCAAAAAUGGAAUAAAGCGUCCAAAACGUCUCCGGAGAAGAGGCAAGAAGAAGGGAAAAGUGACUUGGACUCCGACAGCUGAUGCCCGCGCAGAGGGGACAUUUCCCGUGGACUGUAGGAUAUGCUCCGGAGGAUGCGACUGUCUUGCACAAGCUCUGCCUUGUCGGAGGGGGAAAAAAUAUAUAUCUGUAUAUACUGUACAUUGGCCCGCGCUGAUUUCGUGUAAAUAAAAUGUGUUGCGGAGGGUUGCACAGGUAGACGGCGGCGCGUUUCUCUGUCCGGCCGCGGUUCCGCCGCCGCGCUGCACGGGGCGGCGCGGCCUCCCCUCCGCGGUUAGCUGCGUAACGGGGCGCUGAACGGCCUGCGAGGCGGCGGGUGACACGCUGCAAACGGUUUGUAGCCCGUUACCCGCUAACUGCGGGUGAGAAACGGGGGGUGGCUUUUCACCAAGGCCG